GAUCUGAGCCUGAGCUGCUGCUGCAGCUCGGAGCUGUGCGGUGCGGUGCGGGCGGUGCGGUGCAGAGGCUGCCGCGCUGACAUGGUGAGCGGACCGGUGCGGGAAACCCUCCUUUCGCCGGUCUGCUGUUCACUUCUUAGGAUCUCUGACCACCAGGUCCAGCCUGCUCGUUUUUUUUUUUUUUUUAACCAGCUGGAAGCAUUGAGUGGCCCAUCAUGAUGGUCUGGAGGCUUCAGCACAGACUCUCUCUCCUGCUAACUGCACAUGUCAUCUACUCAGCUGUGAUUCACGUGGGAGCCGUGGAGGGGAGCAGAGAGUGCAGAGAGCAGGAGUACAAGGACCGCUCCGGGAACUGCAAACCGUGCAAACAGUGCGACGCGGGACAGGAGCUUUCUAAGGAAUGUGGCUUUGGUUAUGGAGAGGAUGCCCGGUGCGUGCCUUGCCGGAGCAGCCGCUUCAAAGAGGACCGGAGCCUGCAGAAGUGCAAACCCUGUCUGGACUGUGGCCUCAUCAACCGCUUCCAGAAGGGCAACUGCUCCACCACCAGCAAUGCCGUGUGUGGCGACUGUCUGCCGGGAUUUUACAGGAAGACAAAAUUAAGUGGAUUCCAGGACAUGGAGUGCAUACCUUGUGGGAACCCUCCGCCUCCAUUUGAGCCCAAUUGUAGCGGGCGUGUGAACCUGGUGCCUCUGCCCUCCGUGGUGACCAGUCCUCGGGACGUGGCCCUGGCCGCGGUCAUCUGUAGCGCUCUGGCUAUGGUGCUGCUGGCGCUGCUGGUUCUGUGCGUCAUCUACUGCAAGAGGCAGCUGCUGGAGAAGAAGCCCAGCGCCGCCUCUCUGAGGUCCCAGGACUGUCCCUACGGCGGGGCGGAGCUGUCCUGCCUGGACGCCCGCUGGCUCCACGACUUCCCCCAGAGGAGCUGCUGCCAGUGUCACCUGGACCCCGGACACCACUGUGGUGCGGUCCACCUGAUCCCCUCCCUGUGCUGCGACGAGCUCUGCAGUCUGGGCCACAGCCGGAGCACCAGUCCUUUCCAGUCGCAGAUGAGCCUCAACGACAAAAAUACACACCCGCAUGAAGAAGAUGCUCCGAUGUGGCUGGCAGGCCACGCAGAGCCUGAGUGUGUGGGAGACCACGGGAUGUCAGGAAGGGUCGAGCCUCCUGGAUACGUGGAGCAUCCUCACUGCGGGGGAGACCCUGUAGAAGGAAGUGAGGAGGGAGGAGAGGAAGGGGAAAGAUUGAGGGAGCUUUCAAAAGGAAGGAGGAGUGAGGAAUGCAGCGACACUCUGACUGAUGCACUUCUUCCUGAAAAACAAGGGAAAACGCAGGAAGGGUGACGCGGCCUUCUUUGGCUCGGACCACCCCGGACUCCACACCAGCCGCGGCCGGAUCCAGUCUCGGAUUCCUACCCAGCCUCCCCCCGCACACACAAAGACACACGAAACCCCCCCCCAGUGCGGCCGCGCCGUCUCCUUGAAACGCCUUCUCGAUCAGCUCGGAGCCCUCCGUCAGACGGCGCGCCAGCAUCUCCCCAGGAGCACUGCGGCAGAGGGCUAAAAACACUAAAACACACUGAGAAUGUGAACUCGACGGCCCACCGGGGCUCGGUCAUAUGAAGUUGAAGCGUGACUUUAAGCCGUGAAGCAAAACGAACCCUGAGAAUGUCUCGCAUCUUCACAUGUAGGAGAAUCUAAACUGUACCGCUCGUCUAGAAGCAGGUGUUAUGAAGCUUUUGUGUGUAGAAGUUUGAGGAAACGUGUAAAAAAAA
This is a messenger RNA of Fundulus heteroclitus (mummichog), 1768 nucleotides long. RefSeq names its product tumor necrosis factor receptor superfamily member 19. The transcript is spliced from 10 exons. NCBI's taxonomy places the organism in Eukaryota, Metazoa, Chordata, Actinopteri, Cyprinodontiformes, Fundulidae. Gene Ontology annotation, biological process: positive regulation of JNK cascade; positive regulation of canonical NF-kappaB signal transduction. Gene Ontology annotation, molecular function: signaling receptor activity; protein binding. Gene Ontology annotation, cellular component: plasma membrane. The record is from RefSeq and is a predicted model, not a curated record. The coding region runs from base 216 to 1337 and encodes 373 amino acids.